UCCAGUUUUGUUUAUUUGAUAUUUGUUAUAAGUUUAUAUCAAUGCAGUGUCACUUUCGCAAUGACAAGGCAACAACUUAAGAAUUCUGGGAAACUUAUGAAAAAAUCUUGUAUUCCGAAGAACGAUGUUACUGAAGAGCAAGUCGGAAAAAUAGAGCAAGGAAAGUUCUUAGAAGAGAGAAAUGUAAUGUGUUACAUCGCCUGCAUAUAUUCGAUGACUCAAGUUAUAAAAAACAAUAAACUAAGCUAUGAGGCUGUAAUAAAACAAGUGGAUUUGAUGUUUCCGCCUGAUAUGAAAGAUGCAGUGAAGGCUGCCGCAGAAAAGUGCAAGGACGUUGGCAAGAAAUAUAAAGAUGUAUGUGAAGCCUCGUAUUGGACAGCCAAGUGUAUGUAUGAUCACGAUCCGAAAAAUUUUGUGUUUCCAUGA
This is a messenger RNA of Vanessa atalanta (red admiral), 426 nucleotides long. RefSeq names its product general odorant-binding protein lush-like. Gene Ontology annotation, biological process: sensory perception of smell; olfactory behavior. Lineage: Eukaryota; Metazoa; Arthropoda; Insecta; Lepidoptera; Nymphalidae. The transcript has 5 exons. Gene Ontology annotation, cellular component: extracellular region. The record is from RefSeq and is a predicted model, not a curated record. Bases 61 to 426 code for a protein of 121 amino acids. Gene Ontology annotation, molecular function: dibutyl phthalate binding; odorant binding.